AUGAACGCGCCACUCACGCUGCAUCGAAGUGGUGCGGGACCAAGCUCGUAUUCGUCACAUAGACCGUUGAUAACACAGCAGCGACUUGUAGGAGCCUCGUCUUCGAUACCUUCGCAAUUCAUCCACAAUGAAUUCAGUUUUGAGCAGUAUAUCAAGGAUCACCUGAAUGUCAAGCUAGAUAACGAUGCGCAAAUCUGUCCAGACUACUCGGAAAGGCUUCAGUGUCCUCGCGGUGCGUCAUGCCCCAGGCGGCAUGUCAGGCCAAGCCAUCUCAACUUCCUGCCCGCAGGAUCUACGGCGCUGCGAGAUCCGAACAAACGCACGGUGUGCAAGCACUGGCUUCGAGGCUUGUGCAAGAAGGACGACCAAUGCGACUAUCUGCACGAAUACGAUAUGCGAAGGAUACCCGAGUGCAGGUUCUACGCCACCUUUGGGUUCUGCAACAGUGGUGACGACUGCCUGUAUCUUCACGUCGAUCCUGCGAUCAAGAGGCGCGAAUGCGAAAGGUACAACCGAGGGUUUUGCCCCAAAGGGCCACUGUGCACAAAGAAACACGUUCGGCGUGUUGCGUGUCCACUCUAUUUGGCGGGCUUCUGCCCUGAGGGACUUGACUGCCCACGUGGACAUGUCAAGAGCACCCCGGCUUCGAGUGCAUCGCGGUCCAAUUCGCCCAUCCAGACGCAUCGACCCUUGACAGCGGCCGAAGCAUUUGGGACGGGCACGGGUCGCGGCGACGAGUAUGGGGACGGAGCAGGUAUGCGUAAUCAGCGUGCACCUGCAGGAAGAUACGGUUUGCCUAGUGGAGGUGCGGCUGGAGGAGCGGGGGCAGCGGAUAUAGGAGCAUCGCGCGGAGGCAUGGGCUAUGCCAACAACAUGCAGAGACGUCCCAACAAUGUCUUCGGAGCGCCAGCACAAGGAGCGCAAGAGGGUGGGAGAGGAUGGCGAAAGGAUCUGUCCGAGGUGCUUUGCUUUAAAUGUGGAGAGAUGGGCCACUUCGCCAACAUGUGUCCGAAUCCAGCACUUCCAGGCAAUCGGGGUGGUGUUGAGCGUGGUCCAGGAGGACAAGCACGACAAGCACGAGAUCGACCACGUCCGUACUAG
Mycosarcoma maydis (corn smut) is the source of this 1101-nucleotide messenger RNA. RefSeq lists its product as uncharacterized. The record is from RefSeq and is a predicted model, not a curated record. Gene Ontology annotation, molecular function: zinc ion binding; RNA binding. Bases 1 to 1101 code for a protein of 366 amino acids. NCBI's taxonomy places the organism in Eukaryota, Fungi, Basidiomycota, Ustilaginomycetes, Ustilaginales. The transcript has a single exon.